Messenger RNA from Sitodiplosis mosellana (orange wheat blossom midge), 1008 nucleotides. RefSeq names its product alpha/beta-tubulin-N-acetyltransferase 9. Gene Ontology annotation, biological process: protein acetylation. Bases 144 to 788 code for a protein of 214 amino acids. Gene Ontology annotation, molecular function: N-acetyltransferase activity. The transcript is spliced from 4 exons. The record is from RefSeq and is a predicted model, not a curated record. NCBI's taxonomy places the organism in Eukaryota, Metazoa, Arthropoda, Insecta, Diptera, Cecidomyiidae.
UUGAAAAAGCAUUUUUUGUGACACAGACAAUCCAUCAACAUAAUUUUUAGGUGUAGACACAUAUGCCACUUGCCAAUUAUUUCAAUUAGUUUUAGUUGUUGAUUAAGCGUGAACUACGUAAACCGAAUUGUGAUCGAAUAAAAAUGCGUGAAAACGCCGAUAUUAAAAUUGUUGGCAAAAAUGUCAUACUAAUUCCGUACGAAGCCAAGCACGUUGAAAAGUAUCAUAAAUGGAUGUCCGACCCGGAAUUAUUGAAACUAACUGCUUCCGAGCCAUUGACCAUUGAUCAAGAGUAUGAGAUGCAAGAAACGUGGCGAAACGAUGAAGAUAAGUGUACGUUUUUGGUACUAAACAAGGACGUUUAUGAGCGGACAAAGGAUGAGAUCGAAGCAUUGAUUGGCGACACAAAUCUGUUUCUUAACCAGGAUUAUUUCUUGCCUGGGUCAGACGACGAAAAUCCCCAUCAAGAUUUAAACAACGAAACAAUAAUCGCCGAGGCGGAGAUAAUGAUAGCCGAACCCGAAGCGCGUGGGAAAGGUUUUGGAAAAGAAGCCAUUCUUCUGAUGCUAAAAUAUGGACAAUCUGAGCUCGGCGUCCAAGAAUUCGUUUCAAAAAUCGGCUAUGACAAUAUUACCAGCCAACAUCUGUUCGCAAAGCUUCAAUUUGAAGAACAGUCGCGAUCGGAUGUAUUCCAGGAAAUCGCGUUCAAACGAACCGUAGACGUUGCAUGGGUGAAAUGGUUGAACAACGAAGUAUCGGCCUACGAAAUUGAAGAUUAUGUACGAUAAACAUAACGUCCUUCUACUGUGAAAGAAAUGCCACGCCGUCUAAUUCAAAAUUAUUUUGUCAAAUGGCACAAAUCAAAUCAUUUUUGAACGAAUAUAUAUUUUUGCACAGACUAUUUUGUUAGGGUUUACUUCUUUUGGUAUUUUUGUAUUUUUGCAUUUAUUCAAUACGCUUUUUGUAUUAAAAAAAAACAAUUUAAUAAAGAAUCGACUCGAUUUAAAA